GGCGUGCGUCAAAGUGAUCAGGCGGUCGUCUGACAGCUAAUAACAUCGUUACCAUCUCCGUACACAAUAUUGCCCGCCAUGGCUACUCAGCAGCAAGCGCACCAGCAACAGCAACAACAGCCGCCGCUGCAGCCUCCGCAGUCCAAUAAUGCAGUGCCCAAUACUGCUGCUACUGCCAGGACGAGCUCGUACACUGCGCUGCCUCCGCCGGCAGCCUACACACCACUGCGCUAUGCCAGCAAUCGCAAGACCAUCUACGACCGCAACCUGAACCGCGCGCGUACCUCUGAGCUGAGCCUGGCAUCUUUUGCACACCUGUUCAACACGUUGAUUGCCUAUCACCAAGCUCGCGCACCCUCAGUCUCGGACCUUGAAGCCAGGCUGGCCGAAUCGGCAUACCCCAUCGGCGUCAAACUGCUCGAUCUCCUCCUCUUCCGCAUGCCGCCCCGCACUGCAUCUCGACCGACCCGCUUGCUCGAUCUCCUGCAAUUCAUACAUACCACUCUAUGGCGCUCGUUGUUUGGCCGCCCCGCCGACGCCCUCGAGGCCAGCACUGGCAACAACAAUGACUACAUGAUUAUCGACAAUGACCCCCUUGUCAACACAUACAUCAGUAUUCCCAAGGAGAUGAGCCAACUCAACUGCGCUGCCUUUGUUGGUGGCAUCAUCGAGGGCAUCUGUGAUGCUGCUGGCUUCUCGACAGACGGCGUAACGGCCCAUUGGGCUGAAAAUGACGAGCUUUGGCCGUCCAAGACCAUCUUCCUCGUCAAGUUCAAGCCCGAAGUGGUCGAAAGAGAAGAAGCACUCAAGGCUGGAGGUGGUUGA
Aureobasidium pullulans EXF-150 is the source of this 825-nucleotide messenger RNA. Its product is annotated as trafficking protein particle complex subunit 5. Gene Ontology annotation, cellular component: TRAPPII protein complex; TRAPPI protein complex; TRAPPIII protein complex. The record is from RefSeq and is a predicted model, not a curated record. The transcript has a single exon. The coding region runs from base 79 to 825 and encodes 248 amino acids. Gene Ontology annotation, biological process: endoplasmic reticulum to Golgi vesicle-mediated transport. Lineage: Eukaryota; Fungi; Ascomycota; Dothideomycetes; Dothideales; Saccotheciaceae.